Suillus subaureus is the source of this 2331-nucleotide messenger RNA. RefSeq lists its product as uncharacterized. The record is from RefSeq and is a predicted model, not a curated record. NCBI's taxonomy places the organism in Eukaryota, Fungi, Basidiomycota, Agaricomycetes, Boletales, Suillaceae. The transcript is spliced from 12 exons. The coding region runs from base 1 to 2331 and encodes 776 amino acids.
AUGAUCAUUUGCUUUGAAAUUGAGCAUCACAAGAAGGAUGGAACAUACAAGAGUUCUCUAAAGUGGGCUUAUGGAGAGGGGGAAGAUUUUAUUGAUCAAGAGAUUGAGAGUCCAGAUGGUGAUGAAGUAGUUGGUGACAGGUCAUAUGAAGGCCUGCAUCAUUUGGUGGAACUGGAUCUUGAGGCAGAGGAUUUCUGCUUCCUUGUCAAGCACCAAGGAAUGUGCUUGGUGGACCUGAAUAUCUGUCUCAUAAAGCCAAAUCUGGGUAUCUUUGGCCUCUUGCAGGCACUGAUAGCUGACCGUGGCUUGGGAGACUUUAUGCUCCUGGGUAGUGCGAAGCCAGUCAUAUUUCUUUAUGUCACAAUUGUGCUCAGCAGGUUCAUUUCAGAUCCCACUGACAACCUCAAGGCUCUUCUCAUGCAAAAUUUCCAUUCAUCUCUGGAUGUAUCUUCUAUACCAGAGGUCUUAACCCCUGAAGAGAGAAGGCCACUGCUCAAAGUCAUGUCCUGGGAUCUUUUCAUGGUGGAUGUCUGUCGCCAUCCAAAGGAAGUUAAAGCAGUGGAAACACUGAAGGGGAAGCACCAUCAUGAGGAGCAUCUCGGUCUUUUCAAGGCUGUAAGCAUGCUGGUGGCAAACCACUUUCAUGUUGCUGGUACCAUCCUUGAUGGCAAUCCAAACAAAUUGCUUAUAGUGAAAAUACUGUUGGAUGGUAGCAAUGUCACUUGCCAAAAACAGUGGCAUCCAAUUUCCAAGGACAACCAUGCAUAUCCUGACAUGAUUGUCCAGCUCAUCCAAGCCAUUAUCCGGCUUCACUCUGGACAGGGUGUUGAGUCAAUGUUCUCAUUCGACCUUGAUAUUAACCAAACCAAGUUCUUGGACACUUUCAUUGAUGGCAUGAUGUCCUCUGACAUGAGCAUCAAUAAGGAGAACAUCAAACAUUUCCAUGAGUUGAUAUGGAACUUCUAUGAGGCAGGCGACCUUUCACCAGAUCUUGCCAAAUUAGAAUAUUUUGUGAAUAGUACUGCGCUUGUUCAUGCAUUGUGGUAUCAGAAGGAUGGUGAUCUGGGCGAAAUUGAGCAUGUCCUUGUGGUUCAUAAUGAGGUCUUGGCUUUUUCUUUGUCCUUGGCCUUAAACAAGCAAAGGGAGCCAAAGGUCUUCUUUGACCCAGGAUUCCAGUGGCUUUCUGUUGGAGCAGAGAGGAUGUGUCUCACUGCAUUUCACCAGGGUAUCCAAAUGCUCCUUCAACAGGUGAAGGACUGGUAUCUCCUGCUUACAAAUGGACACACCGUAUUCGAUGGCAUGCCAAACAAUCUGAAUGACGACAUGACCAACACCAUCAGGGGACAUUCCUUUGUGAAGGACAAGCAGUUUGACUCUAUCAAACUGGAUUUUCUCUGCAGUUUGGUUCAGGAUCAUAACCUGGCCAUGUUUCUUGAACAUCACACCUCCAACAGCAAUUGCCAUUGCAACAUCUUCAUUCAGGGCCAGGAGAUGAUUCCAUUGUCUGGGUACAGCAAAACCACUCAGAUUGUGAAUAAAGAUUCAUGUACCCCUGCAUUCAUCAACCCUAAAGUUGGACAGUUCUUGUUUGAAUUCCUUGCAGGUAUCUGGUCAUGGAUAAUGGGAGUAGAAUCAGACCUGACCAAUGAUACUCAGGAUUUAAGCAGAGGAACCACAAGGUUUUUGGCUGCAGAUAGGGUGUAUCUCCUAGCAGAGGGUGCAGACCACUCCACAGACAUUGACAAGGAGCACUACGGCCUUGUGUAUGGCUCAAUACCUGAACUUACCAACAAUACCAUGUCAAAGCAUUGUUGGCUGAAUGAGGAAUGGCAGGCCUUCUGUGGCCUUGGACCCUUCCCACCUCAGACACCAAUUAGACAGACAAGGACAAGGAGUACACAUACACCAGGUGCAUACAGCAGUGGAGCAUAUUCUGCUGACCUUGCAGGGAUGUCUGAGGCAAUGUCAACAGUUGCCACCAGUAUAGUGACCAAGUUCCUUCAGGAAAAUCUGCCACACCUCCUAAAGGAUCUUGUCACCACAAACAUCCUGCCACCCAUUCUGGAUGCACUGCAGCAGGAUGCUGCUAGGUUCAUAGUACCUCAGAACCACACUGUUAAUUCUCACAAAUUAUCAUCUGGGAUGACCCCUGCUAGAACACUGGGAGAUGUCCAUGUAUGGUCCAGAGCCAGAGACAUAUUCCAAAGCAGCCAAUCUGGCAGAGACACAGACAAAGGGUUGCAUGCCCCUCACAGUCCUCCAUUUCCACCUUCACUCCUACUCCAGCUCAUCGCAAAUGAAGCCAAGCCCAAGAAUCUCCAAGUUUAUUAG